AUGGCUCCCGUCGCCGAGAAGGUUCAAGCAGCGCCUGCAACGCACAAGCAGCCCUCUCGUAAGGGCAAGAAGGCAUGGCGCAAGAACGUCGAUAUUACCGAGCUGCAAGAAGGCGUUGAAGAUAGACCCGCCGAGGAGCUUUUCGUUACAGACAUCAAGGGCGCCGACGAUGUCCAAGCCGACUUCAACAAGCGCCACAAGCCUCUCAAGGCCGACCAAAUUAUUGCACAACGUUCAAAGGUCCCCGCAGUAGACACCAGGAAACGCAAGUCGGAUGGUAUCGCAACUGGAAGCAGCAAGCGCAACAAGAACGGCACCUACGUUUCACACAAGGACCUUCAACACCUGCGCAGCGUCGCAAACUCUGGCGGUGCCCAAUCCGAUAUUAUCAAGGCCACCGAGAGCGCAGACCACGACCCAUGGGGCACGGAACCCCUGCCGCAGGACCCUAGAUUCUCUUUCAUCCCCGAGAAGAAGGCCAAGGUUGCUCCCAAGACUCUGAAGUACGCUCCUAUCUCGCUGGCCGCCAAUGGCAAGCCUUUCGCCGCCGUGCCCAAACCUUCUGCUGGAAAGAGUUACAACCCGACGUUCGAGGACUGGGAGGCACACGUUACAAAGGUUGGCGAGCGUGAGGUUGCCGCAGAACGCAAGCGCCUGCAAGAGGCACAAGAGGAACACGACCGUCUGGAGAAAGCUCUUGCGGAGGCCGCAAGACCCGAGCCAUCGACCGACGACGAGUACCAAUCAGCAUACGAGAGUGAGUGGGAGGGUAUUCAGAGUGAGGCCGAGGAUUCUGGAGCCGUCACCAAGAAGCGCCCGGAGAGAAAGACACCAUCUCAAAGAAACAAGAUCAAGAGAAGAAAGGAGCUGGAACACCAGGCCAAAUGGGACAAGCAAAUGAAGAAAAAGGAAGAGCAACUAGAACGUGUCAAGGAGAUCGCUCUCCAACUUGCCGAGAAGGAGCGUCUCCUCGCGGAGCAAAAGGCUCUGCAGCCUGCUAGCACUGGCGUGGAGAUCGAAGCCGAGAUCAACGACGAGGAUGAGAGCGAGGUUGUCCUCGCAGAUGAGCUCCAGGAUACGCUUCGUGCGUUGCGCCCUGAGGGCAAUCUUCUCAAAGACCGCUACAGAAAUCUGUUGCUGAAUGGCAAGAUGGAGUCUCGUCGUACCAUGCAACACAAGAAGCCCAAGAGGGAAGUCACCGAGAAGUGGAGUUACAAGGACUGGAAGCUACGCUAG
This is a messenger RNA of Aureobasidium uvarum, 1236 nucleotides long. Lineage: Eukaryota; Fungi; Ascomycota; Dothideomycetes; Dothideales; Saccotheciaceae. The record is from the annotation of a GenBank genome assembly.